AGGUAUUUACAAAGUCAGUGGCAUUCGGCUCCCUCCAGUCCAAGUGAGCCAGGAACGGUGACGGGGAAGAGAAGGGGCUGCCCGGCUGAACAGAGCUGUUGCAGUGAAAUUCUCCUGAUUUAUCCUGCGACUGCGACCAUGCAGCUGACUGCGACCAUGCAGCUGACUGCGCUCCUGCUCCUGGCUGCCUGGGCGCAGCUGGCUCACUGCCAGCGGCAGGACCCGUUCUACUGGCUGUCGGCUCUGCGCAGCCGGGGGUAUGCGCACGGCUCCCUGCAGGCCGACACCACCGGGGGGGAUUGCCCCGCGGAGUGCGACUGCCCCCCAACCUUCCCCGUCGCCAUGUACUGCGACAGCCGCAACAUCCAGCAGGUCCCUUACAUCCCGUCCCGUAUGAAGUACCUCUACCUGCAGCACAACCACAUCAGCGCUCUCCCCGAUGGGGCCUUCGAUAACGCCACCGGGCUCAUCUGGAUCAUGAUGCACGAGAACAGCCUCAGCUCCGACAAGGUCGGCAAGAAGGUGUUCGCCAAGCUGAAGGACCUGGACCGGCUCUACCUGUACCACAACGACCUGUCCCGUGUGCCCGCACAGCUGCCCAGGUCGCUUCGGGACCUGCGACUGAACCACAACCGAAUAUCCAAGGUGCAGCCCAACUCCUUCGACGGGAUGGCCAACCUGAGCGUGCUCCUCCUCAACGACAACGGCAUCCAGGAUGUGGGCGGGGCUCUGAAGGGUCUGCAGUCGCUGACGCUGCUGGACGUCAGCAAUAACAGGCUGAAGAAGGUUCCGGACCUCCUGCCGGAGAUGCUGCACCAGCUCUACCUGGAGUCCAACAGCAUCGACGCGCUGCCCACCGGCUUCCUGGAUAAGUUCGUCAAGCUGCAGUACGUGCGCAUAGCCCACAACCUGCUGACGGAUGGCGGGAUCCCCCCAAACACUUUCAACAACAGCGGCCUGGUGGAGCUGGACCUGUCCUACAACAAGCUGGAGAGGAUUCCCCCAGUCAGCACCAACCUGGAGCACCUCUACCUGCAGGCCAAUCACAUCAAAGAGUUCACGUUGGGCAGCCUGUGCAGUGUGGUGGACAUGGUGCACUUCUCGCACCUGAAGGUGCUGAGGCUGGACGGGAACGAGAUCAGCCGGGAAGACCUGCCAACCGAAGCGGCUCUCUGUCUCCGCCUCGCAGCCACCAUCGAGAUGUAGUCGCGCCAAGCCACCAGCAGAGGGCGCACAAGGAAUUCCUGCUUCUGUGACUCAGCAUUCGAGACCGCAGAGACCAUCUGACUUUCACAGAAGUUAAGAGUAACAAAAAAAAAAAAAGGCAGAAAAAGAAACAAAGGCUUUGAUAACAGUACUUUUAGUCAAGAGAAAAUCCCAGUGGGUUGUUUUCUGUCCCUUAAAUAAGGAUCAUUAAGUUCUUUCUUUGGGGUAUAAAUUGUGUCUGUUUUUUCUAUGGAUUUCUAUUAGGAAAUGAGGUGUGAAUUUAUCCAGCCCCAGUCUAAUGUUCAGUGAAUAACUGCUCUGUGACCCCCAGCUCAGCUCAGCCCAGCCCAGCCCAGCUCAGCCCAGCCCAGCCCAGCCUAGCUCAGCUCAACCCAGCCCAGCCCACCCCAGUCCAGCUCAGCCCAGCCUAGCUCAGCCCAACUCAGCCCAGCCCAUCCCAGCUCAGCCCAGCCUAGCCCAGACCAGCCCAGCUCAGCCCAGCCCAGUUCAGCUCAGCUCAGCCCAGCUCAGCCCAGCCCAGCUCAGCUCAACCCAGCCCAGCCCACCCCAGCUCAACCCAGCUCAGCUCAGCUCAGCUCAGCACAGCUCAGCUCAGCACAGCUCAGCUCAGCUCAGCCCAGCUCAGCGUGUUUCCCACUUUUCUCUGGAGUUGCUGUGGCUCCAGCAGCAGGUUAAUUUGCUCUCUCUCACUGGCAUCAGUAAAAGGCCAGGUGGGGCUGGACACAGGGCUGUAGAUAUAACUCACUGCCCACCAGCAGCGUAUAGUAAUCACUAAAGCUCCUUCUGCUUUACACAGUAUGAAUAUGUCAGCUCAGGACUAGCAGGUGAACAAUGCUGUGAGUAUUUAUUCAGAAUGGACCCAGGAGAACUGGUCCAAUAACACGUCUGGGUAUGCGUGAGGUUGACUGCCGUGUAAAACUCAAUGUCAUUAGCCUUACUUACCUAUUAAUGGAGUACCCAGGAGAGUGUGGGGAAAGCCAGGGAGCAGUCUUGUGUUUCUGAAGCAUGUUAUGGAGGGCCUUGCUUGUGUUUCUGAAGCAUGUUAUAUAGGGCCUUGCUUGUGUUUCUGAAGCAUGUUAUAUAGGGCCUUGCUUGUGUUUCUGAAGCAUGUUAUAUAGGGCCUUGCUUGUGUUUCUGAAGCGUGUUAUAUAGGGCCUCGCUUGUGUUUCUGAAGCAUGUUAUAUAGGGCCUUGCUUGUGUUUCUGAAGCAUGUUAUAUAGGGCCUUGCUUGUGUUUCUGAAGCAUGUUAUAUAGGGCCUUGCUAUUCUGUAAAGUGUGUAAUUAUAACCUCUUUGUGAGACAGUACUUCCCCGAUGUGUUCUUCAACUCUAGAGGAAAUAAGUCAGGCUGUGACUGCACUGUGCUGCAAAAGCCAAUGAUGAAUACAUAUCUACUGCAUGCUACAGUAUUACCCACAAUGCCUUAGGAUUUGGGUAGAGAUUUAGGGAAUAAACUAUAGGCUACUUUUUAUGAUUCUUUUGAUAAAAAUAAAUAUUUUGAUAAGAAAAUGAA
Molecule: messenger RNA, 2739 nt
Organism: Anguilla rostrata (American eel)
Lineage: Eukaryota; Metazoa; Chordata; Actinopteri; Anguilliformes; Anguillidae
Gene: fmoda
Product: fibromodulin a
Exons: 3
Coding region: 139-1206 (355 amino acids)
Molecular function (GO): protein binding
Source: RefSeq, a predicted model, not a curated record